This is a messenger RNA of Rhagoletis pomonella (apple maggot), 960 nucleotides long. RefSeq lists its product as uncharacterized. The record is from RefSeq and is a predicted model, not a curated record. The transcript has 3 exons. NCBI's taxonomy places the organism in Eukaryota, Metazoa, Arthropoda, Insecta, Diptera, Tephritidae. The coding region runs from base 1 to 960 and encodes 319 amino acids.
AUGUACGAAAGAUCUUCUGGAAAUAUAGCACGUAUGAUUGCCGAAUUAGCAAUUCUUUCACCUAAUAACAAUGUCGCAGAAAUUCCAGGCGGAGCCCAAGCUAAGGUUAUCUCUUUAUUACUUUUUUCAUUGUCUGGAGGGGCCAGGAAGCCGGGUGUUAGCUAUGCUAGCGCCACUAAGCGCAUUAGACUGCCAGUUCUGCCGAAGGCUUUCCCUGAGAGUACACUCACUCGUGAGGAUCAGGGAAAGAUUGAGGACGCCAUUGUGGAGGAGAUGGGUAAGGGUUGGAGGUCAAUACUCCAAUUCGACGGCAUCUUCUUUCGUCCAGGCCUUAUACUGGUCGACUGUUUGGAUGCAGAAUCAGCCGAAUGGUUGCGCGAAAUUGUCCCAAAACUGCCUGACUGUGAUGGUGCGGAACUGACUACGUGCGAUGGGGACAACAUACCCAGGGUGCACGUAAUCACUACGUACCUACCAAAAGCUGCAGGAGUGGACACGCAGAAACUGCUGAACCUCAUUAUAGCACAAAAUGAGGGAAUGCAUACCGACCUAUGGAAGGUUUAUAGGAGCAAUGAUGAGAAGACAGGCAAACUGCUAACGAUCGGGAUUGACGACCGGUCGUUGGACGCUAUCAAAAAGAAAAACUGCAUCCUACGAUACAGGUUUGGUAGUGUUCCAGUGCAUGUUGCCAAGGGCAGGGAACCGAAGGCGAAGAUAGUCAAGCCAGGUACUCCACCGGGUGGUUCGGAAUUACCGAAGGAGGUGGCUGAGAUGGUAGCCGUGGAAGCAGCUAGGAACGCGGUAGUAGAGGAAGUCAGUCUUUUACCUCAUGAGAUGGAGGGUAUAGACGACUUCGACCUCGGGCUACUGACCAUUUGUGCUGAUGACGACUCGGAGAGAGCCACCUUGUCAGAGUUUGACGAAACUCUGACAACGGACGAAGACGAUGAACGCCAAUAA